AUGGAGUCCUCGCCGUCAUCGCUGAGUUACCUCCGUGCGGUGCAGCAGCUGCAAACAAAGACGGAGGAGUUGGAGCGGGCGCGGGACGAGACGCGCCGCCUGGAGCGCGAAACGGCGGCGCUCGCGGAGGAUAAGGCGGCGCUGAUGCGGGAAGUGGCGCAGCUGGAGGCGCAGAACCGCGACUGGCGUGCCGAGUUCGGCGUGCUCGAGGAGCAGGUGCGGCAGCAGCAGCGGCACUUGCAGGAGCACAUCGAGCGCGAAGCCAAGCGGCUGCAGGCGUCCACUGCGAAGUCGCGUGAGACUGGCGCGGAGAGGGCAGCGCUGCAGCAGAAGCUGCAGGCGGCUGAGGCGGCAAGGGAGGAGGCGGCGGCGCAGUGCCGUCGUCUCUCGCACGAAGUGGCUGCGCUAAAGCGGGAGCUGAAGGUCGCCAGGGCGAGGGCGUCCCACGACCACUCCACGCACGCGCGCACCGCGGCGGCGGGGGCGGCCAUGGACGAGAUCGAGAGCAAAGCGCUGGAGGGGCUGCGAGGCGAGAUUGCGGCCUUCGCGGCCGAGAACGAGCGGCUGAUGAAUGAGUUGGAGGCGGAGCGCAAGGCGCGCGUGGGGGCGGAGGAGGGGGUGGUAAAUCUGCAGCAGCUUCUGCAGCGGCAGCGCGAGGUGGGCGAGCGGCAGCAGCUGCUUGCCAGGGCGGAGCUGCAGGCCCUCAACGUGCAGAACGACGCCCUCCUCGGCGACGUGAGGCGGCUGAUGGAGCGGGAGGAAAUUGGCGGAAAAGACGCCGCACGCCCCCGCCGCGUGUCAACGGUGGACCGCGGCACCGUGACGACGGAGGUGCCAUACGCGCCGCUCUGCUCACCGUCCGUGCCGAGGGCGGCGGGUGGUCUACCGACGAGUACGCCUCCAGCCGCGGUAGAGGGCGGCGCAGGCACGACGGCGCCGCCGCAGCGCGUGCAGGAGUUGCUCGAGCGGGUGCGUCGGUUGGAGAGCACGACGGCCGAGCAGGCGCUUCUGCUUCGUGAGAAGGAGGCAAACGAGCGUCUCCUCGAGGAACGCGCGGCGCUCCACGCGGAGCAGCGGCGGCACCUCCGCUCUCUUCUCGACAAGGCGACCACGCCGGAGGGGGGCGGUGCACGCUGCGACCGCAGCCACCUCGUCCGCGCCGAGGCGGACACGGAGCUCAGUGCGGUACUUGAGGCCAUCAUUGACCUGCUGAGGCUCUUCGUCCACUGCGCCGCCCGCCUCCGUGCCCGCCUUCUGCAGCCGGCGGCAAACACGGACCCGGUCGUGCUGCCCAUCGUGCCGUGCCGCGACCACGGCAGCCCACACCUCAACGCCAUCUUCAGCCACCUUGGCGGGCUCCGGCACGUCGCCGGCGUCAUUGACGAGGUCGGGGAAGUCGCCUCGCGCAGGCAGCGCCCGCCGGGGGGGCGGCAAAGUCCGCCGACAACACCCACCGCGCCACGACCCCACCACACCCCUCCACUCACGUCGCCCGCGCGCCGUGCACCGACCGGCGAGGCACCGGCCUCAGCCCCGAGCGACGCUUCCGCCUCACUGCAACUGGCGUCCACCCAACGCGACAUCACAUCGUGGCUGAAAGCGCGGCAGGAGAGCCUGCAGAGACAGCUGCAACAGGCAAACGAAAGCGGCAACGGCGCACCCACCACACCACCACGCUCCAACUGCAGCUAUCAAUCCGGUGAAACGCUUGAAGAGGCGGCCAACGAAAUGAACAAGCCCAUCUAUCGCAAGCAUAACAGGUAA
Molecule: messenger RNA, 1764 nt
Organism: Trypanosoma conorhini
Lineage: Eukaryota; Euglenozoa; Kinetoplastea; Trypanosomatida; Trypanosomatidae
Exons: 1
Coding region: 1-1764 (587 amino acids)
Source: RefSeq, a predicted model, not a curated record